CCUCGCACGAGUCGUUUUACUCAUUAUUGUUCAACGAUAUCAAAAGCAUUACCACUCAAGGCUACGCUGUUACUUUGAAUCGUUUUUUAACGAAAAUGAGAAGUAUUUUUCUCCUGAGAUAUUGGACCGGAAAAAACUUGGAUUGAAUUCAGUCAAGAGUGGAGCUUGCAGUGAGAGGAAUCCAGGAAAGUUCAAUCUCAUCAGCUCCGAAGAAUUUCUGUUCGAACAUUCGAGGAAUAAAGGAAAGAAGUAAGAAGGAGAGAAUUGCAGCAAAAGAUGGAUCCGAUGUCCGGAACGGAUGACUGGGAAGUAGUUUACUUCAGCCUUAGAUCGAUGCUUCGCCACAACGGAGAUCACUACAUCUCGCAGCUGAUAGCGAAACGCGAAGACGAUACAUUUUCUUAUUGGAUCAAGCCUCCGAAAGGAUUCGUACCGCCGACAGUUCCAAUUCAUGGAUUGCGAUUCCAAGGUUCUGAAGUAUUUCGGAAUAAUGAAAAGCUGCCAACUGUUUCACUCAAAAUAGCAAUAAAGCUUUUCCGCGUAUUUCUUACGACACCACCGAAGCCAAUUUUACUCGUUAGCUAUUUUGGACCAGCCAACUUCGGACACUUGGUUCAAGCCUUUAAAAAAACUGACACGGCGCACUUGUUUAUCGAUGUCAUUGCCGGUUUUUCGGAUACUUUAUUCUUAUUUGAACAAAAGUUGCCAUACAUCAAGAAAUUGAGCGAUCUUACGGUGCCAGUCCUAGUGAGGGAGGUGCUGAAUAGAAAUUAUGAAAAACAACGCGAGGAAACGCUUUAUGAUUUGGAUACUAUGGAAGAACUCGUUAACACGGCUAUACCAAAAAGGGAGAUUAUUUUAAAUAGUUACGAACGUGGAAGAGCUGUUAUGAAUGAAUUGAGAGGUCCACGAGUCCCCAGAAAUUUUCGACGUCCAGUAACGCGGGAUAGCCUCGCAGUUGGCAGGCAACCAGCAGCGAAUCCAGGUCCGUCGUCUUCCACUCAUUCAACCGAAGCUUUUCAGCAGCCGAAUUACGUUCCAAAUCCAAAUCGAUUCCAAAAUCAACAGCAGGAACUUAUUGAUGAAAUCUAUUCAUUAACGGAGGGGUCCAUUUUUCAAUACUAGGAAUCGGAAAUUAUUGAAGUUUCGGAAGCGAAGGGGUGAAUCUCUAUUUUUUUUUUUUUUUUUUCAAGUCCAGAAAACCGAUGCGAUCGCAAAAGGUUUCCGAAUGAAGACGAAAUGAGCGCUAUUUUGAAUAAAUUUAUGGCGUUUUAUCUAAGAAAAAAUGAUUCAUUCGAUUUAUGUGAAUACAAUCGAAACUGAAUAAAUAUUGUGAGCUAAAACGAGA
Venturia canescens is the source of this 1348-nucleotide messenger RNA. RefSeq lists its product as uncharacterized. The transcript is spliced from 4 exons. The record is from RefSeq and is a predicted model, not a curated record. NCBI's taxonomy places the organism in Eukaryota, Metazoa, Arthropoda, Insecta, Hymenoptera, Ichneumonidae. Bases 277 to 1125 code for a protein of 282 amino acids.